Mya arenaria is the source of this 531-nucleotide messenger RNA. Its product is annotated as baculoviral IAP repeat-containing protein 7-B-like. Gene Ontology annotation, cellular component: nucleus; cytoplasm. NCBI's taxonomy places the organism in Eukaryota, Metazoa, Mollusca, Bivalvia, Myida, Myidae. Gene Ontology annotation, biological process: positive regulation of protein ubiquitination; regulation of cell cycle; negative regulation of apoptotic process. The record is from RefSeq and is a predicted model, not a curated record. The transcript has 4 exons. Gene Ontology annotation, molecular function: ubiquitin protein ligase activity; cysteine-type endopeptidase inhibitor activity involved in apoptotic process. Bases 1 to 531 code for a protein of 176 amino acids.
AUGGCAGCCAGAAACAGUUGUUCUGAUGUAGUUUCUACGAAACAGAAGAAGGAGGGUUCCAAACCCACACCGCUUGCUUUGGGAAUAAGUACCCUGAAACCGAAAUACCCGCAGUAUGCACUGGCGUCGCGAAGCACUGCGUCUUUCACGGCCGCUUCAACGCCUUGGCCAGCUAAUGCACAUGUCAAAGUGGAAGAUCUGGUGGAUGCAGGCUUAGUUUAUACAGGUGUACAGGACAGUGUUCGCUGCUACCACUGCGGUGGAGGGCUCCGAAACUGGGAACCCGGGGACGACCCAAUGGUUGAGCACGCCAAAUGGUACCCGGCCUGUCAUCAUGUACUCAUUACAAAGGAGAAAAUGUUUUUCAGGAAAGUGGAGGACGGAGACAAUCCAGAGGAUGACACGCCUCCAAUGACAGAAGAUGUCAGAAGUGAUUCUUUGAAUACUGCAGUGCAAGCUGUAAUAGAAAAUGGAUAUCCAAAAGAAGAUGCCAUGAGAGCCAUUUCUGUGAUUCGAAUUAAGAAUGGAUAA